AUGACCAACAACAAUGAGGAUGAUGAGCACCUUGGAGGCAGGAGACAAGGAAAUUUGAGGCACGCAUCCAAUAACAUGAAAAUUCCUGGAAGAAGUCAAUCAACAGUUCUCAAUUCAAAUCCAUUUUCUAGUAGAAAAUACUCGAUGUGUACUUUAACACCCAAAGAUAUAUGUCGAAGCGUUGAUUCUAGGGUUUUCGUGGAUAUUGCAUCGCCCAAUUUUCAGACUCUCGAGGAUCCCCAUAAAGAUGAAAUAAUAAAUAGUGUACGGCUCAACUAUUUGAACAAUAAUAGCAAAAGGAAUUCUAUCAGCCUGCACGGGCAGGAAGAAAAAGCCAGAGCUGAUCGAACUAAGAAUUCUUCUGGAAGUUUCAGUACUAGAACUGCCGCGAACAUAGACAGCGAGGACGAUGAAACUAAUUUGAAUAGUGCUGGUGGUGACAUAACGCAUGAUAUUUACAAAAUGGUUAAAGCAGAAAAUCCUCAGCGGCUUAGACGCCUUCAUUCCAUGGAAGAUGUAAACUCCAAAAUUGAACAUCAUACCAAACUGUCAUCAGCAAGCGGACUAAAUGUUCCCGGUGGCUUUAGAAGAGAAUUUAUCGUUAACAAGAAAAGACAAGAACAUCAACUAAAURAUUCUGCUAGCUCUGAUUUCCAUUCGCAGGAAAGCGAUUCGAUUAAUCAGCCAUCUUCAUCUUCUAAGCAAGAUAUUGAUAAGGUCCCGUUUCUGACAAGAAACUUUUUGGAAUUUCUAUACGUAUUUGGACAUUUUGCUGGUGAAUCCUUUGAGGAUGACUUUAUCUCUGAUAGCUCGAACCUUUUAUUGCAGGGAGAAGAUGAACGAAGUGCAUUAUUAUCUCGGCCAGAUCAUAUGAAGGUCCUGCCCUCCGCCAAGGGUACAACUUCAACAAGAAAAGUGUUCCUGAUAUUGCUCAAAUCCUUUAUCGGAACAGGUGUCUUGUUUUUACCCAAUGCGUUUCAUAAUGGUGGUUUGUUUUUCUCAGUAAGUAUGCUCACAUUCUUUGGUAUUUAUUCAUACUGGUGUUAUUACAUAUUGGUACAAGCCAAGUCUUCGUGUGGUGUGUCCUCCUUUGGUGAUAUUGGUUUAAAGUUGUAUGGACCUUGGAUGAAAAUCAUAAUCCUGUUCUCCCUAGUGAUAACUCAAGUUGGGUUUUCUGGAGCGUAUAUGAUAUUUACUGCUAAAAAUUUACAGGCCUUCCUUGGAAACGUAUUUCAUGUGGGAGCACUUCCUUUGUCGUACUUGAUGGCAUUUCAAACAGUAAUUUUUAUCCCACUUUCAUUUAUCAGAAAUAUCUCGAAAUUAUCAUUACCAUCGUUGUUGGCGAAUUUUUUUAUUAUGGCUGGUUUGGUCAUUGUGAUUAUUUUCACUUCAAAAAGGUUGUUUUUCGAUUUAAAGGCGAUACCAGCAAUGGGGGUGGUAUACGGGUUAAACACAGAUCGUUGGACACUGUUUAUCGGAACUGCCAUCUUUGCUUUUGAAGGGAUCGGGCUGAUUAUUCCGGUUCAAGACUCGAUGAGGAAUCCUGAAAAAUUCCCUCUAGUACUUGGAUUGGUUAUUCUCACUGCCACAGUACUUUUCAUUUCCAUAGCUACCCUGGGGUAUUUAGCUUAUGGCUCGGAUGUCAAAACUGUUAUUCUUUUGAAUUUGCCUCAAAGUAACAUUUUUGUCAACUUGAUUCAAUUAUUCUAUUCCAUUGCGAUCAUGCUGUCUACACCUUUACAAUUAUUUCCAGCUAUUAAAAUCAUUGAAAACAAGUUUUUCCCAAAGUUUACUAAAAUAUAUGUCAAGCACGAUGACUUGACAACAAGAGUAGAAUUACGUCCCAACUCUGGGAAACUGAAUUGGAAGAUAAAAUGGUUAAAAAAUUUUAUACGAUCCAUCAUUGUCAUCAUCGUUGUAUCGAUUGCUUACUUUGGCUCUGACAAUUUAGAUAAAUUCGUUUCAGUCAUAGGGUCUCUUGCCUGUAUUCCAUUGGUAUAUAUAUACCCAUCGAUGUUGCAUUUACGGGGUAAUAGUCUUCCAGAGGCUAAAGGGAAUUUUUGGAAAUUCAAACCAAUUUUGGACACCAUUUUAAUUUUUUUCGGCAUAACAAGCAUGCUUUAUACUUCCUAUCAGAGUAUUUUUGGCGUUUAA
This is a messenger RNA of Saccharomyces eubayanus, 2154 nucleotides long. RefSeq names its product Avt4p (gene AVT4). Gene Ontology annotation, molecular function: amino acid transmembrane transporter activity. The transcript has a single exon. Lineage: Eukaryota; Fungi; Ascomycota; Saccharomycetes; Saccharomycetales; Saccharomycetaceae. The record is from RefSeq and is a predicted model, not a curated record. The coding region runs from base 1 to 2154 and encodes 717 amino acids. Gene Ontology annotation, biological process: amino acid transmembrane transport.